UAUAAUUAAUCAACUUUUGAUUUUGAUUUGUAUAUUUUGGAGAAAUUUGGAAGUUUAGUUGCUUUCUUGUAAGUUGAUUCUUGUAGAUUUAUUGCUUUUGGCAUACGUUGUUGAUUCUUGUUUAUUUCUUGAAAGGGAUUAGUUUCUUGUAGUCUCUUGUUCGUAGUGUUUUGGUGAUGUCUAUGAUUUUGAAUAGCUAGUUUAUAGUAUUACAUUGUGGGUGUCUUGUUUCUUUUAUUAUCUAGCGGUGUGAUUUCCCUUUUUGUUGUUUGCUUAUGUUGGAAUCUAUCGGAAACAACCUCUCUACUUCAUCUGAGGUUGAGGUAGUGGUAUGAACUGCGUGCACUUUACCCCCGACCCCACUUUGUGGGAAUAAAGUUGUUUUCUUGUAAGUUGAUUCAUGUUUCUUUCUUAUAGAUUUAUUGCUUUUGGCAUACAUUGUUGAUUCUUGUUUAUUUCUUGAAAGGGAUUAGUUUCUUGUAGUCUCUUGUUCAUAGUAUUUUGGUGAUGUGUACGAUUUCGAAUAGCUAGUUUAUAGUAUGCCCUUGUGUGUGUCGUGUUCCUUUAUUAUCUAGCGGUGUGAUAUCCCUUUUUGUUGUUUGCUUUAAUGUAUCUGUCCUGAGUUGAGGUAGUGGUAUGAACUGCGUAUACUUUACCUCUGACCUCACUUUGUGGAAAUACACUGGGUAUGUUGUUUUAUUUUAGUUGCUUUCUUGUUAGUUGAUUCUUGUAGAUUUGUUGCUUUUGGUAUAUGUUGUUGAUUCUUGUUUAUUUCUUUAAAGGGAUUAGUUUCUUGUAGUCUCUUGUUCAUAGUGUUUUGGUGAUGCUUAUGAUUUCGAAUAGCUAGUUUAUAGUAUUACCUUGUGGGUGUCUCGUUUCCUUUAUUAUCCAACGGUGUGACCUUUUAGCUUAGUAUUCACUUAUGAGCUAAAAUUCUUUAUAUCUAAUCAAGUUUUGAUUUUGAUUGAGUAUUUUGGACAAUUAGGAAGUUUAGUUGCUUUUUUGUAAGUUGAUUCUUGUUUAUUUCUUGUAGAUUUAUUGCUUUUGGCAUAUGUUGUUGAAUCUUUGUUUAUUUCUUGAAAGGGAUUAGUUUCUUGUAGUCUCUUGUUCGUAGUGUUUUAGUGAUGUCUAUGAUCUCGAAUAACUAGUUUAUAGUAUUACCUUGUCGUAGUGUUUUGGUGAUGUCUAUGAUUCCGAAUAGCUUGUUUAUAGUAUUACCUUGUCGUAGUGUUUUGGUGAUGUCUAUGAUUUCGAAUAGCUAGUUUAUAGUAUUACCUUGUCAUGGUGUUUUAGUGAUGUUUAUGAUUUCGAAUAGCUAGUUUAUAGUAUUACCUUGUUGGAGUGUUUUGGUGGUCUAUGAUUUUGAAUAGCUAGUUUGUUAGUAUUACCUUGUGGGUAUCUUGUUUCCUUUAUUAUCUAACAGUGUGAUAUUCCUUUUUUUUGUUUGCUUUAAUGUUUUUGUUGGCUAUACUGUUAUUUGUCCUGAGCCGCUGGUCUAUCGGAAACCACCCUUCUACUUCAUCUGACGUAGUGGUAUGGACUGCGUACACUUUACCCCCGAUUCCACUUUGUGGGAGUACACUGGCUGCUGGAGCAUUUAUUAUAGUAGAAAUGUUGUUUAGCUCGAGCCUUCUCGCAAUUGUUGGAGCUGGUGAACAGCCGUCUUUGUCCCCUCGAAGACUCUGUUUGUUCAAUACCGUGACCGGAGUAGCUCUUGAGGAACUAAACUUCUUAACUUCUAUCCUUGCUGUUCGCAUGAAUAAGAAAAGAUUGAUUGUCAUACUGCAGGAGAAGACAUUUAUUUACGAUAUAAACAGUCUUAAGAUACUGGACACAAUUGAUACGGUGCCGAAUCCAAAAGGACUUUGUGCAUUUUCACCCAGCUUGGAUGGUUCAUUUUUGGCUCUUCCAGCAAGUACAACCAAAGGAUCUUUGUUAGUCUAUAAUGUUUCCGACCUCUGUUUGCACUGUGAGAUAGAUGCUCAUCGCUCACCAUUGGCUGUCUUGAGUCUUUCUUCGGGUGGAACUCACAUUGCAACAGCAUCGGAACAAGGGACCAUGGUCAGAGUUCAUCUUGUUGCAGACGCAACCAAGUCAUAUAGCUUCAGGAGAGGAUCUUACCCUUCAAAUAUCUUUUCUUUGUCAUUCGCGCCAGCGGAAGAACGUCCAGAUAUUCUUCUUGCAACUAGUUCUUCUGGUUCUGUUCAUGUUUUCUCUUUGGGUUCACCCCCACAUCAAAGGUCUUCUGGUCUUCUAGGAUCAAUAAAAGUACCUCAUACGGUUAGCGAUGCCUUGGAUCCCGCUCAGCAUUGCAUACUGCAUCGUGCUGUUCCGGCAGGACUGAGAAGUACUACGUUGAUCCGCAAAAUAGAGAAAUUUGACGAGACAGCAACGCCUGAACAUGUAGUACUAAGAGCCACCAUAUCUAUGAUCACCUACGGUGGAUACUUCUUAGAGUACGUCUACAACGUCAACCAUCAGAACAAGUCUUCAUGGACUUUGGAACGAGAGUUCAAUCUUUUAACUGCAGAAACAUCCUCGGUAUCAUGAAUGUAAGACUUCGUGCCCCGAUCAUCUGCUUCUUCAAACGUAAAAACUGAAACUGCAGCACGUCCUGCUCGAUCGGUCUACGUUUUAAGAAGAAAAGGUGCAUGACUUGUCCAGUAGAACACAAAUGACAAUGUGUCCAAAAAUGUAUAUGUACUGUGCAUAUAAUAAUUGUAUAGUCAGAAAACUUGAAGUUAAAUUUGUGAAAGUUCAUUUGUAACAUUAGCCUUGUUAUACAUUGAAAUGUAUAUUUUACUUUGGUUUCUAAUAACACUAAGAGUCGUCGUCA
Capsicum annuum is the source of this 2836-nucleotide messenger RNA. RefSeq names its product autophagy-related protein 18b. Gene Ontology annotation, biological process: protein lipidation; nucleophagy; protein localization to phagophore assembly site. Gene Ontology annotation, molecular function: protein binding; phosphatidylinositol-3-phosphate binding; phosphatidylinositol-3,5-bisphosphate binding. NCBI's taxonomy places the organism in Eukaryota, Viridiplantae, Streptophyta, Magnoliopsida, Solanales, Solanaceae. The transcript is spliced from 10 exons. Gene Ontology annotation, cellular component: phagophore assembly site membrane; extrinsic component of membrane; cytosol. The record is from RefSeq and is a predicted model, not a curated record. The coding region runs from base 1453 to 2550 and encodes 365 amino acids.